UUGUUUUAGUUUAGUGGGCUCAUUUUGUAACUUAUGUGCUUUGUUAUAGUUUAAUGGGCCUAUGUUGUAUACGUUAAUAUAUCAAAGCCCAUAAAGUUCCGUACUCUCCUCCCAUCAUCGUGUAGUUGUCUCGCUCUUGUUUAAAUCUCUAGGGUUUUAUAUAGAAGGCGCCUCUGGUUCGAGCCUGAGAAGCAGAGGUUUGAUUGGAAGUAAGAGAAAGAAUGUCGAAGAAGAAUAACUUAGCCAAGAGAAAGAAGCAACACGAGUACAAUCUCCAAAAGGAGAAAGAACUACAGGAUAAGAAAAUUAAGAAGCUUCAGGCCAACAAGAACAAGAUGAAAGUUGAUGGUAGUGGUAAGAAGAAGAAAGGUGGAUUCUCAGUUGGCAAGAAGAAGUUGAAGACUAAGUUGACUCCUGCUGCUAAAGCUAAAGCUGCUCAAGCUAUGGAGCUAGACAAUUGAGAAUAAAUAUGUUUUGUUUUCACUUGUAUGUAAACUUUUCUUCAUUUUUUUAUCUUUGUCAAUUCAUUUUGAAGAAAUCAGUUUAAAGCUAUCCUCUGUUUUUUUUAUUCUUCUUGUAGGUUUAGAACUUCUAUGUAUGACUUUAAUUGUUUCUAAUGUUCAAAUUCAGCAUUGCAUUAUAAA
Molecule: messenger RNA, 644 nt
Organism: Brassica napus (rape)
Lineage: Eukaryota; Viridiplantae; Streptophyta; Magnoliopsida; Brassicales; Brassicaceae
Exons: 3
Coding region: 222-461 (79 amino acids)
Source: RefSeq, a predicted model, not a curated record